This is a messenger RNA of Mercenaria mercenaria, 501 nucleotides long. RefSeq lists its product as uncharacterized. NCBI's taxonomy places the organism in Eukaryota, Metazoa, Mollusca, Bivalvia, Venerida, Veneridae. Gene Ontology annotation, molecular function: nucleic acid binding. The transcript has a single exon. The record is from RefSeq and is a predicted model, not a curated record. The coding region runs from base 1 to 501 and encodes 166 amino acids.
AUGUCAGAUCUGGUGAAGUUUCCAGUUGUACUUCCUAGAAAGGGUCAUAUAACAGAGCUUGUUAUACGGCAUUAUCAUGACAAUGUUAAACAUCAGGGUCGCGGAAUGACUACGAAUAUUAUUCGGAAUAAUGGACUCUGGAUUAUUGGUUGUAGUUCGGCAGUUUCUCAUGUAAUUUUGAAAUGUGUUGUUUGUCGUAGGCUAUGGUGUUCCUUUGAAGGUCAUAAAAUGGCUGACUUGCCAUCUGACCGUCUAGAACCAUCUCCCCCAUUCACGUAUUGCGCAGUAGACUAUUUUGGUCCAUUUUAUGUUAAGGAAGGGCGAAAGGAAAUGAAGCGCUAUGGGGUUCUGUUCACUUGUCUAGCCUGCAGGGCAGUUCACGUUGAAACGGCUACGUCCUUAGAAACUGAUUCAUUCAUCAGCUCUUUAAGACGGUUCAUUGCAAUCAGGGGUCCGAUUCGUCAGCUUCGUUCUGACAGAGGCACUUUUAGUUUUUACUAA